This is a messenger RNA of Chara braunii, 3366 nucleotides long. NCBI's taxonomy places the organism in Eukaryota, Viridiplantae, Streptophyta, Charophyceae, Charales, Characeae. The record is from the annotation of a GenBank genome assembly.
CGUAGGGGGAGGUAGUGACCGAUUCCUCGUCUUGCGUUCGAAAUUCGGAGAGAGACAGAGCGCUGAAGAAUGAGAGAGGCCCACAGCCAUGCAGAGGUGCACGAGCGGGAGAGGAGAAAGACGGGGGUUUUAACGGUGCGACAGGAGGUGUGUGUGCACGAGAGAUUUGCACAGACGAGGAUAGGACGGCCUUCGAAAGAGAGGAGCUUGAAGAUUUGUUUGGCAAGCUAUCCUUGUCUUGACUCGUUAGUGUUUUGCUGAGCACAUGGUAAUCAUCGAGUGGAGGAAGGGACGGCACAGGUGUCCGGUCAAAAGUCGGAGGAGGAGAGUCGGAAGGCCGGAGGCAAAGAUAUGAAAUGAAAUGAAAGGUCUGUUAGACCUUGUACAGAACAGCUGCUGGCUCUUGGGAAAGAAAGACUUGUGCAGAGACUUCAAGAAGUAGGGAGACCGAGACAGUGAAGGGUCUGAAGAGAUUAGGCACCAGAGGAGGAAUAAUCGAUAAUAACCAUGGAUGAUCGUCAUGAAGCUGCGCAAACAUUCACCCUCUAUAACACAGCUGAUCUUACAGGUGUUGAGGUGGGAAAUUGGGUGGAGGAGAGGGCCCUGCAAAAGGAAACUGGUGUUUUUCGAUACAAGAGAUGGUGAUGGAGUCGGUGUUCCUGCCAUGAGUGAUCUGUGAAUGCCAGGAAGCCAUGACCACACAGCACCACGCUCAGCGGCACUGCUCCUAUUAGAAGGCUCUAUUUCUUCUCGUGGCAAUGGACCCAAACGCGGGAGUCGUGUGUCAUAGUAAUGGAAACGAUCAAGAAAAUCCGCAGGAACCUUCAACUCAUCCCAAGAGUCCACCGAAGUCACCUGAUGAGGAGACAGUUGGAACUCCCGAAUUUGGUCUUCAAACUGGGGAGCAGCCUGCGCCGAUUGGAAGCAGCCAACCUCCAUCAACUGGGCAAGAUUCUGUCUUACCGUCCCAACCUGUGGAUAACACUCCACCGCCCACACCUAUUGACAGUCUUUCAUCCUCCAAUCUUCCACCGCCAUUCCUCACAAAGACCUAUGACAUGGUCGAGGAUCCAGCGACUGAUGACAUUGUGUCGUGGACCCAGUCUAACACCAGUUUCGUUGUCUGGGACCCUGCGGAGCUUGCACGCGAUGUGCUCCCCAAAUACUUCAAGCACAACAAUUUUUCGAGCUUUGUGCGCCAGCUGAACACCUAUGGGUUCAGGAAAGUGGAUCCCGAUCAGUGGGAAUUCUAUAACAAGUGGUUUGUACGUGGGCAAAAGCACUUUCUGAAGAACAUCCACAGACGGAAGCCAGAGCGGAGUCAGCUCCAGCAACAUGGGAUGGGUCCAUCUUCUGUGGGCGCUUGCAUAGAGGUGGGAAAGUUUGGACUGGAGGGUGAUAUCGAGCAACUGAAGAGAGACAAAAACGUUCUGAUGCUGGAACUCGUGCGGUUGCGUCGGAACCAGGAAUUAAUGGACAAUCGACUGCAGGUCGCCAACUCGCGACUCGGGGUAAUGGAACAACAGCAGCAGACAGUUAUGGCAUUUCUUGCCGAGUUCGUUAAGAAUCCUAGCUUCCUUGCCCAAUUCGUUCAACGAAAUGACAAGGCCCAACCUCGUAUCACAGUUAGGAAGAAGCGACGGCUUCCGCCAAAGCAGAACGGUGGCCUGAAUGGCCCGGCCGAUGCCAAUUCAGGACAGUUAAUCCAUUAUCAUCAGUUUCAACCUAUGGCCCAAGACACGACUCGUGCGUCGCUGACGGAGUUGACGAAUGAUUCGGACAUUACGAGCACCCCGAUGGAUACUGCAGAGGAAGGCAUAGGGCAGCCGGACCGGAACGUUUCCAAUUCUGCGUUGGAAUCCUUCCUCAGAGACCUGAAUGCUCAUUUAGCGAAGCCUUCCAAUCAUCUACGGACCUCAGGCCUCACUCUGACAGAGGUUGGCCAACUUACCGUACCCGCAACAAUGAUGCCAACGCUUUCAAAUGGAUCGCCUGAAGCACCUGUUGCUGGCAACCACCAGGAAACCGCCUCAGGGAUGCCCGCCGGCAUGUUGCCAAGGGAUGGCAGUGCAGCCCAUGUCCCCCCCCCGCCAGAUAGCACAUCAUCAAUAACAAACGGCCCAGAGUUGAAGCAAGAGUACACGGCCACGGCCGUGGGAGCAGGUCCACUGAGUAGCGGUGGCAACCUGAUGGGUCAAUUGGUUACGGAGCCUUUACCGGAGGUCAGCACGGUCGUAAAUGAGGCUUUAGCUGUGCCGGUGGCCAACGGAGGGCGGCCGGUGGCAGCAGGCGAAGGGGCACUAAUCUGCGCCACAUCGGAUGCAUCUCCCUCACCCAUUGAUCAGGAUUUACUGUUGGAGGACUUGGGAGAGGGCCUUAUGGGAGGGGAGGGCUUGGAAGUUAUGAACCUUUUGAGAGUAGAAGAAGGUGAUCAGCAGGCUAGGGACGGUGCAGAAGCUGAUCAUGUACAUGGUACAACGGUCGGGGAAGUGGAGAUGGAUGCUAUGAACCUUUUGAGAGUAGAAGAAGAUGAUCAGCAGGUUAGAGACGGUGCAGAAGCUGCUCGUGUACAUGGUACUAUGGUCGGGGAAGUGGACAUGGGUAUGGAUGAAGAGCAGGAGAGCAAUGCUGGGGUGUCGAAUGCUGUAACACUGUUUGAUGACGCAUCAUUCUGGGCCAAUUUGUUUGCUAAUCAUUCAGAGGACGAAGAUAGUGCGCUUCCCUUAUCGAUAGAUGAUGGAGCAAAAACGGAAGGCGUCGGAUCUGCAAUGGGUGAAUCAACAGCGGCUGCGAGAGGAGACAUGAUUGAUUCGUCGGAGAUUGUGGAUCAGGAUGGGAUGGAAGAAGGGCAGACUCUCUGGUGGCUUCCGUCACAAGUAUACUCAGACCAACUUGAUAACAUUGUGGAACAGAUGGGGCAGCUGGCCCCACUUAAUCCAUCCUAGAAGGUAGAUUGUUUUCGUAUAUUCUGCUUGCGCAGCUCAAUCCAACUGCUUUGUUGCGCCCCCUUGUGGGUCGUUGAAGGAACGCGGAUCUCUGUAUCAUUUUCUCUCUUCUGCCUGGAGAGGGAGGUAAAUGCAAACUGGCACUCAGUUUCUUCCAGCCGCUGCAAGAAGUCUGGCCAGAUGUUGCGGUACAUGUCAUGAAGAGGCUGCCGCAGGGAUCUUAUACUGAGGUUGAUAGAGAGUGGUAUUGUCAAGGGGGGCAGAGAGAGGGAUAGCCUUCUUUGCAAUGUUGGCCUGUCGUCAAGGAGGCAUGGAAAGGGACAAUAUGUGUUUGCAAUGUUGACCUGCGGUCCUGUGCCAUCACUAUAUUUGUGCAGUGUACAGCGUUUUGCAGUGCUGAUGAUAAAGCGUUAUAAGGUUG